Messenger RNA from Ylistrum balloti, 1371 nucleotides. Its product is annotated as phosphopantothenoylcysteine decarboxylase-like. Gene Ontology annotation, molecular function: phosphopantothenoylcysteine decarboxylase activity; FMN binding. Gene Ontology annotation, biological process: coenzyme A biosynthetic process. Bases 127 to 783 code for a protein of 218 amino acids. The record is from RefSeq and is a predicted model, not a curated record. The transcript is spliced from 5 exons. NCBI's taxonomy places the organism in Eukaryota, Metazoa, Mollusca, Bivalvia, Pectinida, Pectinidae. Gene Ontology annotation, cellular component: phosphopantothenoylcysteine decarboxylase complex.
CAAUAAUGACCAUUAAUUAAGACAAUAAUUAUAGUCUAUAUAUCUGCUUUACAACAGAAUUGUCUACUUUCAAUUUACUUAUACUAUACAGGGGUCAAAUUCAAACAUUGGUCAUAUGCGUUUUACAUGAUGAAUCAGUCAACAGUUUCUGAAAUGGAAAGAGAUAUUUAUACUGAGCAUGUUCCUGAGAUGGAUGAUUCAAUAUCGGGAACACGACAAACACGGAACGUUCUGAUUGGAUGUACUGGAAGUGUGGCAUCUGUCAAAGUUCCAAUACUGGUGCAAGAGUUGAUGAAUAUAGAUGACCAGUUGGAAAUCAAGGUAGUGACCACUGAAAAUGCCCUUCAUUUCUUUGACCACACUUGUCUCCAGGUUCCAGUUCUCCGGGAUGCUGAUGAGUGGCAGGCCUGGAAGACAAUGAGGGACCCUAUAUUACACAUAGAGUUAAGACGUUGGGCUGAUCUGAUGGUGAUAGCACCGUUAGAUGCAAACACAUUAGCCAAGAUUGCAGGAGGAAUCUGUGACAAUUUAUUGACAUGUACUGUUAGAGCCUGGGACUUGCAGCGCCCACUUUUGUUUGCGCCAGCCAUGAAUACACACAUGUGGAACCACCCACUAAGUGCCAAGCAUACUUCUGAGCUGAGAAACUUUGGCUAUAAAGAGAUACCUUGUAUUAAAAAGACUCUUGCAUGUGGAGACACAGGAUAUGGGGCAAUGGCAGAGGUGUCAACAAUUGUAUCACAAGUGAUUGAGACAUUGAAUUCCAAAUCGUCUGUGACAUGAUUUAUCACAUGAUCAACUGACCACACACACAGUGCUAAGACAGGUUUUUUGUCUGUUGGAAAUAAUUCAACUCGCUCAAUGUGGAAUUGUAGCAACUUAAUUAACAUUAGGAAUUUUUGCUGACCAAAAUAACUAUUGUUCUAAUAAUUUUUGUGUAUUUUGUAUGCAGUCAAUGGAAUGUGUCCACUUCAUACAGUGUUUAUAUAACAAUUACUGUGGAUGCACUAAGUCAUUGUUGUGCUAAUUUGCCAAGAAGUGAUAAUUUUAUUACAUCAUGUACAUCGUAAGUUAUAUAGACAGUAUAUUUAUCUACACAACUAGUGUGGAAUAUGUUAAAAUGUCUACUUUGAAUGUAUGAAACUGGUCAUUGUUAGUAAUCUGUCUUUGCAUGUAAAAGGGUAUUAUUUACAAUAUUUAUUUUUGGAGUACAGGAUCAGGGCCAAUCAAUGCCAACUGCAGUGUUGAAAAAUACAUUUGUAAUUUUAAACAUUUCCAUUUAACAAACUACUUUAAUAUGUUUUGGCUGUUUUUGAUUUUCAGGGAUUUUUUUUUUAUUUUUAUUUUUUUUGUAAUGUCAUUGAACUUUAU